Molecule: messenger RNA, 1670 nt
Organism: Cryptomeria japonica (Japanese cedar)
Lineage: Eukaryota; Viridiplantae; Streptophyta; Pinopsida; Cupressales; Cupressaceae
Exons: 7
Coding region: 237-1283 (348 amino acids)
Source: RefSeq, a predicted model, not a curated record
ACGCCGGGAUCAGUCUUUCAUCCGCGGGACCCGGACAAGGUAAAAGUUCGGUAUCCAUUACAAACAAAUCUAUUACCCUUGAUAUCCUGCCUGCUUUGCGCAUUCUAGCUAUUUUUUCGAUUUGCCCCUCUAUAUAUAUCACUAUUCUAACAACCUCACGGAAAACGAAACACAAAACCACCUCUGCGACGACAACAGCAGCAACCAGAAGACUGUAAAAUAUAUUAUCUGGCAGCAUGAAGAGGCCGAGGAACGGGGAAAUAUGGGACUUCGAGCUGGAAAUGCCAGCUAGAUUGGGCUGUCCAGGUGUGCUCCUCGGAUUGGAUGGAGGAACCACGUCGACAGUCUGUGUUUGUAUGGCAAUGCCGUUCUCAGACAGCCUUCCUGAUCCUCCCGAGGUUCUCUCUCAAGCUGUUGCAGGAUGUUCUAAUCAUAACAGUGUUGGAGAGGCAGCAGCAAGAGAGACAUUGGAGCAGGUUAUGGCGGAGGCACUAAUGAAGUCUGGAUCUCAUCGUUCUGCAGUUCAAGCUGUUUGCUUGGCUGUUUCAGGUGUCAACCAUGUAAAUGACCAGCAUCGAAUACUACAAUGGCUGAGACGUAUCUUUCCACACAAUGUCAAGAUCUUUGUCCACAAUGAUGCUGUAGCAGCCUUAGCAAGUGGUACAGUGGGUAAACUUCAUGGGUGUGUGUUGAUUGCUGGCACUGGAACUAUAGCUUAUGGUUUUACGGAAGAUGGCAGGGAAGCAAGAGCAGCUGGUGCAGGACCAAUCUUGGGCGACUGGGGCAGUGGUUAUGGUAUUGCUGCUCAAGCUUUAACAGAAGUCAUCAGAGCUCAUGAUGGGCGUGGGCCUCCCACUGCUCUUACUUCUGCAAUUCUACAAAAGCUUGGACUUUCUUCACCAGAUGAAGUUAUUGGGUGGACAUAUGCAGACCCUUCAUGGGCUCGUAUAGCUGCUCUUGUACCUGUGGUGAAGGCUUGUGCAGAAGCAGGUGAUCAAGUGACACAAAAAGUUUUGCGUAAUGCUGUUCAAGAGCUUGCUGAUAGUGUCAAAGCUGUUGUUCGAAGACUGGGCUUGAGUGGGAAAAAUGGCUUAGAAUCUUUUCCACUUGUCAUGGUUGGCGGUGUCCUCGAGACCGAUGAGGGAUGGGACAUAAGCAAAGAUGUGGUCAAUUGCAUUUCCAAGGACUUUCCAGGAGUAGUUCCAAUUCAACCAAAGGUGGAUCCAGCAGUAGGUGCUGCAAUGUUGGCAUGGAACUUCUAUCUGAGGGCUUCUUCAAAUUGAAACACCAAGCUGUGAGCGCAAAUUCUUUACAUAGAUCGUCUGUAACAUACUUCCUCUUGUCAAAGUAUUUAUUGUGUAACAAUCAAAAGGCACAUAGGAUACAUUUAUUUGAACCAAGUCAUUGCGUUAUGUCUCUUAAAGUUAUUCUUGGAAAUAUCAUUAUUUGGGUACAUACUGUAAUGAUUUUGUCAUGGUCUUCAUCUGGAAACUGCUCAAAAGGAGCUGAGCUCUAUAAAUGUGAGUUCUGCUGAUUUGAUGGUCUUCUAGCAUUUUCUCUCAUCAUUAUUUCUGGGUGACAAAUUUGUCAUCUAUGAAUUGUUAAUUGCUACUUUAUUUGGUUGGCAGCCAAAUUGGCCUAUAAAAUUAGCUUUUUCCAAUUUAACCAAU